AAAAAACAAUUGAAUCAAAUUCAUCACAAAAAGACAAACGAAAUAAUUAGCGCAAAAUGCGUUGUACAGUGGUCGUGUCUCGUUUCGUUGUCGUCUUCUCCUUCCUGUUGAUUAUCGUCGCACAUUGCACAGCAGAUUUAAUCCCCAAACAAAAAGAUUCGAGCAGUUGUCCAGAAGGAUGUAUCUGCACCGGUGGUGGUGGUGGUGGUUUGCCCAGUAAUAAGCUGGAAUGUCGACGCUGUCGUCCAGGAUACCGCCAGUCAACAACAGUUAAAGGCCGGCCAAAGUGUAGUCAGCAGGAGGUCCAGCAAGACGGUCCACUCAUGUCGAUACCAUCGGUCGUCGAAGGUGAUGCUGUAACGAUAUCGGAGCGUUACUUUGUCGUCCUCGAUACGGCCGUCGACAAGGAAACAGUCGAGUACAUUCUAGCCCGUCCAACUACCAUGGGGUCCGUCCUGUUAUCCGGCAAAGUCCUGCAGAUCGGCGACGUCAUCACUCGAGCUGACGUGAUUCAAGGGAAACUGACCUUCAGAGCAGAUAAGGAAGUGGGCUGGUUGCCGGCCGAGGAUCGAUUAUACUGGAACGUUUCGGCAGCCAAGAGCGACGACAGCGAAGAGAAAAAUGGCAGAGGUCGCAACGUCCUGUUGAACGGCCGGGUGUUGGAUUCCAGCGGCAAAGUUCUCAGACGGACCGAGGACACCAUCAAACGGGCCAGAGACGAAAACGGAGCCAACGGACUGGCUCCGCUGCCCAGGGUUCCACUUCGACCCGAGGCCCUCAUGAUCGCCAUCGAGCCCCGCGACAAUCAGCUGCCGGAGGUCGUCGUCCACGGAGAAGUGACGGUCGAAGAAGGGGCCACCGAAAUCCUGUCGCCGGACAUCCUGAGCGUCAACGACAGCGAUACAAAACCCGACAACCUGGUCGUCGUCAUCGUCGACGGACCCAAGCACGGCUACCUGGAGGUUAGGGAUCGAUCAGGACAAAGGAAGGUGGUGACUGAAUUUCCAUUGUCAGCUCUACUGGAGGAACAACUUAGUUACGUCCAAAACGAUCACAAAGGCAGCGAGCCUCGCCAAGAUUCUUUUCGAUUCUACGUACGAGACACGUCAGACAAUCGGUCGCCACCCUCCCAACUGGACAUCGUCAUCGAGAACGUCAACGACGAGUCGCCGCAAAUCACGACGCGUCCGUUGCUCCUGUCGAUGGGCCAGGAUCGAGUGAUCCUGACUGGCGACCAUUUCGACGUCCAGGAUCAGGAUAGCGAACCCUCUGAUUUGCAGAUCACCUUGGUGGCCCAGCCGACCAACGGCCGGCUCCAGCGAUUCGACCCGCUGACCAACAGCGACCGGACGUUGCAAAAUGGUGAAACUUUUGACUACCAGGAGCUCCUGGACGGCAACAUCGCCUUCAUCUCAUCCGCCGAGGAGGCCCAGAUCGUCUUCCGGGUGACGGACGGUGACUCGUCAGCCGGCCAGGAAGUGACGCUCCGCUACGUCAACAAGCAGCAGGACGAGGAGCUUUUCGGCCGCAGCGGGGGCACAACGCCCUGCCUGAUGGAAUUCAACACGACCGAAUGGAAAUCCGGCGAGAAUUCCGGAGUAGCCGCCGUGACGGUGGUCCGCACCGGCGAUUUGUCCAUCACCUGCUCGGUCAUCUGUUCCACCGAGGCCCAAUCGGCCGACGAUUCCAAAGAUUUCGACUCCCGCCCAGUGGCCGAAUCGUCCAGGGUCUUUUUCCUGCGCGGAGUCACCGUCAUUUACUGCCCAGUUCAAAUUAAAGACGACAGUUUCUACGAAGGCGACGAGACUUUCCUGGCCAGGCUGAGUCACCCCCAAGUGGAACAGCUGGAAACGGGCGGCGGCCAGCAGACGGCCGAUCAGCCCAAAGUGGCCCAGGGCUCGUCGUCGUCAUCGGCUGUGAUCGGAUCGCGGAGUACAUUGGCCGUCCGCAUCCAGGACGAGGAAGACAUUACCCGGGUCCAGUUCAACCAGUCCGUCUACCGUCCAGGGACUCAACAGGACGCCGAUUCCGUCACUCUGCACGUGGAGAGGACGGGCGAUUUGCGAUUCGCCUCCAAGAUUUUCGUGUCCAGUUUGGACGGGAGCGCCAAGGAAGGCAAGGACUAUGUCCUGAAAGGCCGUCAGAGCCUGGAAUUUGGCCCUGGAGAGAAGUGGACGUCGUUCAGCGUGGCGUUUCUCAACGCCAAUCACAAAAAUACCUGGCCAAAGAGUUUCCAGAUCGCUCUCAGUCCCGAGGACAGCAUCAAUGCCCAGUUGGGGGCCGGUAAAUCGUCUGCCACCAUCCUGAUCCCGCCGACAGUCACUUCCGGGCCGGCUCUAUUGCCGGCCGAGCCCAUCGUCGUCUCUCUAAUGGACUACGAUCGACUGGGCGCGGAUCUUGACAAGCGACCGAUAUCAGUUCCGGCUGGAUAUCCGGUCGUUUGCGUCACGCCCUGCGACCCGAAAUAUCCGCUGUACAACAUCAGCACCCAGAGGCUCUGCCGCAACAUGGCCAUCGACGUCUCCAAGAUCCGCUUCUCCUGGGACAUUUCACCUCCAUCCAGCGGAAGCAGUAGCAGCAGUAGCCAGGAGCCGUUAAGUGACAGUACGGCCGGCCCGUUUUAUCGAUUGAGCGAACCGACGGCCUUCAGCGGAGUCGAAGAUCGGGUGCUGGACGCCGUCUUCUUCGGCCGUGACUUCAAAAUCCGCUGCGUGGCCCAGCCGGUACGAUUGGAUCCGGCCAUGAUGGUCGGGCCGGCCUCCAAGAGUCGACCCGUGAUGGUUUCGGGUCAGUCGGGACUCUGCCCGCCUUUCGCUCCCAACAGCCUGGCCUCCGACGAUCCGUCCGACGACCAGGUGAUGGUGGCCGGCCAGCAACCCUUCUCGGCCUCCCUGUCCUACGUCAACGCCAGCGAUCCGCAGCAUCCGGACACGAUGCGCAUCCAAGUCGUCGUGCCCCACUCGGACGGACUGAUGCCCAUCCUGUCGACCCAGCCGCUGCACGGCAUCCGGCAUGUCAUGAGCGAGCCGGCCUACCGCUCCCACCACCGCUGCUCCAAUCUCCACCCGGCCAUGGGAUUCCUGGACGGAAGCGAUCGAGACGAUCCGAAUUUGGCGCCCAAAUUGCCGUUUGAAUUCUCCAAAAGCAUCCGGCAAGAAUCGGCCGUCCGGCUCUACCGCCACCUGGAUUCCACCGGAUGCCUCUGGCAUUUCGAAGCCUGGUACACCAUGACGGAACUGGUCCAGCUCUGCGGCGGCCAAGUCACCUCCAAUUUCCAGGCGAUGAACCGCGGGCAAGUUCAAGUGACGGUCCGGGUGCCGCUGUACGUGACGUUGAUCAGCGCUUCGACGGGCGGCCACCAGAGCUGGACCAGUGUCGAGCAUCAGACGGAAAUGGAAUUCUCCUUCUCCUACGCAUCGGUCCUGCUGGGCCAGCGCGGAGUGGCCGAAACCAAGCUGGCCUUGGCCGUCCAGCCCCAUGUGACGCGAAUCCGGACCGAUCCCAACAACGGCCGCCUGGUGAUUGAAUUCCAAACGGAAACCCGCUUCGCCGGACGCUACCUGGAAGGCGGAAGUCGACUACUAAGUCCUCCGCACCACCACUUUGUGGCCGGCCAGUGGCUGGGCUUCGACCUGGAGCUGAUGUGGAGUCAGAUCUACCCGACGGGAGCCACUUUCCAAAAGUGGAGGGCCGUCUCCAAUUACACGCUACAGGACUACACGGGCAACUACACCCUGGUGCUGGCCCCUUGCCCGGCCUCGUCCGAUGCCCAGCAGCCGGCCAACAAAUUCGGUCGGCUAAUGAACAAUAAAAAAGAAGAUUGCCAAGCGGCCGACCCGUUCAACGUCACUCUGCCCAUCCAUUACCAGCAGCCAUUCCGGCCGGAACCCGUCCACUAUUCCCUAGAGACGACGUUCCAGUUGACGAACGACGUGCGGGCCUUCCUGAGAAAACCACGCAGCAUCGACGACAUUAAAGAUGCUGAAUUCGAAGGUUCGUUCCACAACGGAGAACGGGUUUACGGGCGCGUCCUUUGGCAUCCCAGCAACGAGCUCUCGCCCGGCUACCGCCUCUCCAUCGAGAAAUUGUACCUGUGCGCCGGCCGUGACGGCUACGUCCCGCUGUUCGAGCCCAAUGCCGAACGGCCCCAGUUCGGAUGCCUGGAGAACUCGCAGCGAUUGAAAUACCGACUACUUUUAUUGGAUCGUGAGGACCCGUACGGAAGUGACAAGGACGUCCAGGGUCUGUCCCUGGACGCCAAAUUCGCCAGUCAAGUCGACCAGCUACGCACCGGCAUGGCCCAUUUGCCCAGCAUGGACGGGUUCGUGUUCAGCGUCGAUCCAUUGUUCCAGCUGGAGCCUGGAAUUCGCUGGUUUCUCCAGGUCUCCUAUUCCGUUCAGCCGGUGAUUGGAAGCGGGUCCAUGUUCCGCUGGAAGCGCCAGGAAUCCGGAAGCCAACUGAAGGCCCGUCGAGGCACCAACAUGCGCUUCCUGCCGCUGGACUGGCCGCCGUCCGGCCACACUAAAAGCGGCAAGGCGAGCAACAGCCCCAACGGCGGCUCUGACGACGAGCCUCAGCCGUCGGCCGUCCUGGCCUCGACGCUCCUGCUCUCGGCCGGCCUCUUGGUCAUUCUAGUCAUGGCCGUUUUGAUUGUCUUCUCCGUGUAUUACCGACCGGCCCAAAAUAAGACAAAUCAAAAUCACAACAGGAGCAGCAGCAGCAGCAGCGACGACAUUAAAAACAUCCAGACGGGCAGCGGCAGCGGUAGUGGGCCGGCAGCCAUCAUAGGCGCGGGGGGAGUAGAAGCGGUGGCGGCGGAACCAUUUCCGGUAGAAGAAGAAGAAGAGGAAGACUCGGAAUCGACUCCGAUGAAAGCUCUCAAUAACAACGGACGGAUAGCCAGCACAUCUGGAUCCAUCAAGAUAACCCUGGUUUGAUAAUCAUUUGACACACAUUCACAUAUAAACACACACACACACACGUAAACAUUUAUAUAUAUAUAUAUACUGUAUACUAUACAAUGAAAUAUGAGAAAACACAAUUAUUUUUAAUCACCUCCCAAACCCCCCCCCCUCUUCCCCUUUUCUCCAGCAAAUGGAGAAUCAAAUAGGCGCACAGCAUUUUUUGAUAUGAACAAAAAUCAAUUUGUUUGACAUUAUCAUCAUUUUUGAAAAAAAAAAUUCCCGAAGGCCGUGAUUAUUAUUUUCUAAUGCGAUAUAUUCGUGAGCGCGCGCUUCAAUUGUUUGUUUUUCGGGGCCCGUUUGUGUGUGUACAAAUAAAAUGAAUUUUUUUUUUCACCCCCAAUUUUUUGUUUUAAAUUCCCCCCACUUUGAUUGCACAAUAACGAUUUACAAAUUUCAUCAUUGGAUUUUUGCAUCGAAAAUCUCUGCCGAUGUCGGAAUUUGAGAAGACAAAAUAAACAAUUCAACCAUU
Daphnia pulex (common water flea) is the source of this 5433-nucleotide messenger RNA. Its product is annotated as extracellular matrix organizing protein FRAS1-like. Gene Ontology annotation, biological process: cell communication. NCBI's taxonomy places the organism in Eukaryota, Metazoa, Arthropoda, Branchiopoda, Diplostraca, Daphniidae. Gene Ontology annotation, cellular component: membrane. The coding region runs from base 57 to 4937 and encodes 1626 amino acids. The transcript is spliced from 15 exons. The record is from RefSeq and is a predicted model, not a curated record.